AUGCCGUCGCUGAAGCAGCCAUCCAUAGUUUCCGAGCACGCAAUUACCAUGGUUCUUUCUGUCGACAAUCUCAACAACGAUAUCCAUUUUAGAAAAGGUGAAGACACCAUCAGAAACGGAGUGUACUCUAUCUCUGAUGCUAACUACAAGCGUCUGAAGUAUCCUGCCUGGACCCCAACCUGGGACCCAAAGCACCAGAUGGCCUUUUCCAAUCCUAAGCCAUUCAAGCACACCGACAGAGGAUACUUUGGCGAUCCAACCUUUGACUCUCUGCUCUCUGGAUCUGAGGUCAAGACCAGAAAGAUCAGCCCUAAGUUGGGUACCGAAGUGAGUGGUGUUCAACUGAGCUCUCUUACAUCAAGACAAAAAGACGAUCUUGCAUUGUUGGUUGAGCAAAGAGGACUGGUUGUCUUUAGAGGUCAGGACUUCAAGGACCAGUCCUUCGAGGACAUUAAGGAAUGGGGAAGAUACUUCGGCCCAUUGCAUGUCCACCCAACCUCUGGUGCCCCUCUUGGCCACCCGGAGUUCCACAUCACCUUUAGAAGAGGUAGCAAGGACGAGGCAAAACAUACCUUUGCCAACAAGCUGAACAACAUCACUUGGCACUCCGACGUUACCUACGAAAACCAAACCCCAGGAAUCACCUUGUUCGGUAUGUUGCAAACCGACGUUGGUGGUGACACCCAGUUCCUUGAUACCAUCGAGGCCUACGAGAGACUUUCGCCAACCAUGCAAAAGCUGCUUGAUGGAUUGCAGGUUCUGCACACCUCUAGAGACCAGGCCAACAACGCCAGAAACCAAGGAGGUAUCGAGAGAAAGACCGCUGUUGAGUCGAUCCACCCUCUUGUCAGAUAUCACCCUGUUCUGAAGAAGAAGGCUCUGUUUGUGAACAGAAACUUCAGCAGAAGAAUUUUGGGUAUGAAGGAGGAGGAGAGCGAUGUUUUGCUCUCUUUCCUUGUCAAGCACAUCGAGACCUGUUUGGACGCCCACGUCCGUGCCCAAUGGGACGAGAACACCAUUGUUGUCUGGGACAACCGUCGGUUGCUGCACACUGCCACCCUUGACUGGGAUGACGACAACCUCAGACACGCCUUCCGUGUUACCACUCUUGCUGAGAGACCUGUCGGAAGCGAGGAAGAGUUUAACGAAUGGACCGAGGAAAUCGAGGAGCAAAAAUUGAAGAACGCUGAAGAGGACCUUAGUCUGCGUCCUUACGAAUACUACGAAAAGUACUACGAGACAAAAUGA
Ogataea philodendri is the source of this 1248-nucleotide messenger RNA. RefSeq lists its product as uncharacterized. Gene Ontology annotation, cellular component: cytoplasm. The record is from RefSeq and is a predicted model, not a curated record. The transcript has a single exon. Gene Ontology annotation, biological process: sulfur compound catabolic process. NCBI's taxonomy places the organism in Eukaryota, Fungi, Ascomycota, Pichiomycetes, Pichiales, Pichiaceae. Gene Ontology annotation, molecular function: sulfonate dioxygenase activity. Bases 1 to 1248 code for a protein of 415 amino acids.